CGGAAUGCUGCAGUUCAUCUUUUGUCCACCGGGGACCGACAACACAAGCUUGGCUGCUGCGGAACCGAGUGCACUUAGCUUUAAGCUAACGUUAGCCACCUGAGCACCAUUAACCCCAGUGUGGGGCUUUAAUUAGUCAUUAGUUCGGUAGCUGGUCCCGGACUGGCUUCUUUGGUCAAACAUGCAGAAAUAUGAAAAGCUGGAAAAAAUCGGAGAGGGAACUUAUGGGACAGUUUUCAAGGCGAAAAACAGAGAAACCCACGAAAUCGUAGCUUUGAAAAGGGUGAGGCUGGACGAUGACGACGAGGGGGUACCCAGCUCUGCCCUGAGAGAAAUCUGCCUUCUGAAGGAACUCAAGCAUAAAAACAUAGUCAGACUACACGAUGUUUUGCACAGUGACAAGAAGUUAACCUUGGUUUUUGAAUAUUGUGAUCAGGAUUUGAAGAAGUAUUUUGACAGCUGCAAUGGGGAUCUAGAUCCUGAAACUGUGAAGUCAUUCAUGUACCAGCUGCUGAAAGGCCUCGCUUUCUGUCACAGUCGAAACGUCCUUCACAGAGAUCUGAAGCCACAGAAUCUUCUCAUCAACAGAAAUGGGGAGCUGAAGCUGGCUGACUUUGGGUUGGCUCGAGCCUUUGGUAUUCCUGUGAGGUGUUACUCAGCAGAGGUGGUGACCUUGUGGUACCGGCCUCCAGAUGUGCUGUUUGGUGCUAAACUUUAUUCUACCUCAAUCGACAUGUGGUCUGCUGGAUGCAUAUUUGCAGAGCUGGCUAACGCUGGAAGGCCUUUAUUCCCUGGGAAUGACGUGGACGACCAGUUGAAAAGAAUCUUCAGAUUGUUGGGUACGCCGACUGAAGAACAGUGGCAGACAAUGACCAAACUCCCCGAUUACAAGCCAUACCCCAUGUAUCCAGCCACCACCUCACUGGUGAAUGUUGUCCCUAAACUAAGUAGCACAGGACGGGAUCUACUCCAGAACCUGUUGAAAUGUAAUCCUGUCCAGAGGAUCUCUGCAGAGGAGGCCUUGCAGCACCCAUACUUUGCUGAUUUCUGCCCUCCCUAAACGCUACCUUGCCUAUGCGUGAACCUCAGCCGCCAGAAUCAAUCAUCCUUCACUCUGCUGGUUUCAUUAGGAUCAGUCCCAACAAGGCAAAAUCCCUCACUGGUUUUUCAAACACUCCCCUGUAGUUCAUUCUGUUGUGCCUCUGUGUGGAACAAAGUCCUGCAAGGUUUUUGUUUCUUGUACAUUGCAGGCCAGUUUAAUUUGGUACGUAGACGCCUCCCGGUUAAUUAGCGCUGAAGUGGGAGGAUGUGCUCUGUGUUGCAUUGAAUAAAAUGUCACCUGCAGAAAUGGUCCUCAACAAGAAGCCUGUCUAAUCCAAGAGAAUGAAAUUGGCACCUGACUUUUAAAUAGUUGACCAUGACUGAACGAAAGCCCUUUGAAUCUGUGGUGAAUCUGAAUCUGAAGUGCUGUUAGCAAACAACACAUUUACAGAAACAGCCUUUUUUUAAAUCAAUAAUGUAACGUACAAAGCAGUUUGGCCAGUGUGCUUCCAGUAACAGAAGUCUUAACAGUUGGUGGAGACUGUUGCUAUAUAUAAAUCAACAUUCAGCUUUUAAAUAACAAAUAAUUUUAAAAAAAUUGACGAGGAUUGGUUUAGUUUGGGUGUUAAAGAAUAAUAAUAAUAAUAAUUUUGAGUAUAUUUGUACAGAGUUUGAUAUUUUACAGUUAAAAAAUCUCAACAGAUUUUAUAAUCAAAACACUUUCUAAGUCAAAACAUGGAAAUUCAGUGCUCAAGUUUGUAUUUGCGAUAACCACUCCUACUGAUAAACAGCUCUGGUGGAGACCACAGAUUCCUGGGGCAGCUCAUGCUAAUAAAAAGUCACUAUUUUAAUACGUCAUUUGAAAUAUUCCCAGUUUAAGAAUCACAAGCAGCUGAUUUUUCUUACUGAUAAUGCUUAAGUCAGUGUUUCCCUCUUUUUAUGUGUGUGUGUUAUUAGUUUAAGGACAUAUUUUAGGUUUAUUUUGUUUGUCAUUGUUUCCUCAGAAGUUUCCUGGUUAGAAAUGUGUUUAAUUUGGUUCUAACGACGGAGGAAUAUUGUAGGAAAUGAUUUGAAAUAACUGCUCCAAUUAAAGCAGCAUAAAUAUAAAUCUGUUAUUCAUUUAUCAAUGGAAGGAUUCUCUAUUAUCUAAAUUGUGUUUUUGUCUGCACACAGAAUUUAAUUUUUGCUCCUUUAAGCUACAAACUGUUAAUCAGAUUGGAAAUGUAUUAACUGACACUGUCUCCAUUGUGUUUAGGGCCAAAUUACAUUUGUCUUUCCUGGAAACAUCGUAGAAACAAAUGUGUUCCUGUUAUUUAAUUUUUUUAUACAUAUAUUUUUAGCACACUUCCUGUUUCUGAUGCUUCACAUACCAACAGUACAUUGUCCCACUAAUUGUUACAAGAUUGUAUAAUAGCAUGGGAAGCUAAUUUAUAAUUUUUCUUUUUUUAUUUCCCUAUUUGUCUUUUUGUGCACUUUGUAAAUGACGGUUUUUAUUUUAAAUCGUUUAUCGAUAAUAUUAAAAAUUUGUUGAACACUGACAGCCAGGAUUAUAGCCGGUUAUCAAUAAAUGGGCCAAUUAUAAAUAUAAAUAUAUAUCUGUAUGUAUGUUAAUGAGCAGUGGACCAUUUGUGGCAUAUUUCUAUUAUUCUUUUAGCUUUUCUAAAACCGCUUUUGUAAUCAGUCAGUCAGAGAUUCAAGAAAAAGGCAGAGGAUCUUGAUGAUAAUCUGUAUUUUCAUAUGACUGUUUUCACCCAUUAGCUGUUUCCACUUUGGUUACAUGUGUCAAUAUGCUCGACAGCUUGCAGUGUUAUUUGACUUCAGAUCAUUACAGUGCUACUUAUCCCAUCAGCGCCUACAUGAUGAGCUGUGUUUGAAUCUAUAGGGAAAAGCACUUAUUUUCAUUUUGCUGACGUAUAAGACAAGAUAAUGGAUGCAUGUAUUUAUUGAUGAUGGAAUGUCUGCUCAUUUUAAUUUUUAAUUUUUUUUGCAUUUGUUUAAAUGUAGCACAACUUCAUUUGGUACAGAAACUGCCUUUUGAAUGAUUUGAAUAAUGCACCUGUAGUGUUUAGUCGCCUCUUUAGGAUUUCACAUGUUGAAGGUUUUAUGUGGAUGAAGUUACAAUCAAAAAAACACAAAAGCAUCUGCUCUCAGUUUCUCAUUGUUGUGACAGGACUUCUCAAACUGCUUCAGUACUUUACACAGCUUGAAUUUAAAUUUGAGUGGAGUUCACACUUUGCUCGAAUAUUUGCUUUUGUUGGAAGAAUAUUUCAGCCGGUUCUCUGAGCCUCGGUGUUCGAUAAAGUCGACAUUAAUGCGUGUUUGCUUUUGAGAUUGGAAGUGCAUCUUUGACCUUGGACAAACAAUUCAUUCGUCAGGGUCCAUUUAGCAGCUGCUCCGGAGCUUUCCGUCAAAUCCAUGACAAGUGUGCAAACCCCCAUCUGCUGUGGAAGAACAUGAGAGAUGAUUAAAAGCUCCAGAACAGCUUCUGAAUUAACCUUGAUGCUUGACUUUCUUAGACAAUAAUUUACACAGCCUGCAUAUUAAUAAUAAACUAAAGAAAACUCAGCAUUUCAAGAAAA
This is a messenger RNA of Paralichthys olivaceus (Japanese flounder), 3620 nucleotides long. RefSeq names its product cyclin dependent kinase 5 (gene cdk5). Lineage: Eukaryota; Metazoa; Chordata; Actinopteri; Pleuronectiformes; Paralichthyidae. The record is from RefSeq and is a predicted model, not a curated record. Gene Ontology annotation, biological process: neuron apoptotic process; protein phosphorylation; axonogenesis. Gene Ontology annotation, cellular component: cytoplasm; nucleus. Gene Ontology annotation, molecular function: cyclin-dependent protein serine/threonine kinase activity; ATP binding.